AUGUCUGUAUCGAAGAAGACGCUUGUGUUGGCCUUUUUGGCUGCACUGGGCGAGGCCUCUAAACUCGGCCACGCCACCAAAUUGAGCAAGGCCGCUAUGGAAGUGAGCCCUCUCUUUGGCUACGGUACCGAUACCAAGGUCCGUGGUGUCAACCUCGGUGGUUGGUUGGUUUUGGAGCCUUGGAUCACUCCUUCAAUCUUUGAUAAUGUCGGAGAUGCUGCCGUUGAUGAAUGGUCUCUCUGCACCGUCCUCGGUACGGAACAAUGCCGCACUGUUCUGUCGAAGCACUGGAGCACCUUCAUCACCCAAGAUGAUUUCAACCAGAUCGCAGCCACGGGUAUGAACCAUGUUCGAAUUCCUGUCGGCUACUGGGCUUUAGAGCGUUUGGAUGGCGACCCAUAUGCCGAUGGCCAGCUGGAGUACCUUGACCGUGCAGUCACCUGGGCUCGUGCGGCCGGUAUUAAGAUCAUGGUUGAUCUUCACGGGGCCCCUGGUUCCCAAAAUGGGUUUGACAACAGUGGCAAGCGAGGCUCCGUUGGAUGGCAGCAGACCCCCAACAACGUGCUCAACACUAAGAGUGCUCUGCGAGCGCUGGCUAAGCGGUACCAGGGUGAUACCGAUGUCGUCACCGCCAUCGAGGCCCUUAAUGAGCCCAGCAUCCCUGGUGGCGUCGUCGAGGAUGGCCUGAAGCAAUAUUACUAUGAUGCUUGGGGUGUUGUACGUGAGUCUAGCCAGGAUACCACUGUGGUCCUUCACGAUGGAUUCAUGCCCACAGAAUCGUGGAACAAAUUCAUGAGCGUGGACACUGGUGUCUGGUAUGUCAUGAUGGACACUCAUCACUACGAAGUCUUUGAUAGCAGCCUGCUUGCUAUGGACGCCAAGGGCCACGCCAACAAUGUCUGCAACUUCGUCGACCAGCACGUCCUGCACUCUGACAAGUGGACAAUUGUUGGUGAAUGGACUGGUGCCAUGACUGAUUGUGCUAAGUAUCUCAAUGGCAAGGGUAUUGGUGCCCGUUAUGACGGAACCUACAUGGGCAGCAACGUGAUCGGUAGCUGUGAUGGCAAGUCUGUUGGAACUGUGGCAGCCCUCCCCCAGGCUGAUCGCGACAAUAUACGCCAAUUCAUUGAGGCUCAGCUUGAUGCCUUUGAGAAGGGAUCCGGUUGGCUUUACUGGACCUGGAAGACUGAAGGUGCCCCCGAAUGGGACAUGCAGCAGCAGAUUGCUGGAGGAGUCUUCCCUAACCCUGUCACCAGCCGCCAGUUCCCUCGCCAAUGCUAG
Molecule: messenger RNA, 1281 nt
Organism: Penicillium longicatenatum
Lineage: Eukaryota; Fungi; Ascomycota; Eurotiomycetes; Eurotiales; Aspergillaceae
Gene: exg1
Product: glucan 1,3-beta-glucosidase
Exons: 3
Coding region: 1-1281 (426 amino acids)
Biological process (GO): glucan catabolic process
Cellular component (GO): cell surface; extracellular region
Molecular function (GO): glucan exo-1,3-beta-glucosidase activity
Source: RefSeq, a predicted model, not a curated record